AUGGCCGCCCUCCCGGCCGAGCCGGCGGAGGGCGCGACGCUGACCAUCGACAUCCACAGCGCGCGCAACACGACGCACCAGCGGCGGCGGCGCUUCGCGCCGGACGAGGUCGGCGACGUCGUCGUGCGCUACCUCGCCGCCGAAGGCUUCGGCGACUGCUUCGCCGGCGGCUGGACCCUCAACGACGCCACGGAGUACCCCGAGGCGCCGCUGCCGGUCGCCGCCUUCAGAGAGACGACGCUCCAGGCGUCCGGCCUCUGGCCGUCGGCGCGCCUCGCCCUGCGGCGCCGGCCGAGCCAUGCGUUCGUCGUGCGGACGACGCGGCCGAGCGACGGCGAGGCGCUCGUCGAGUGUUUAGGAGACGACCUCGUCUCCGACGUCGCGCGGCGCGCGGCCGCGGAGCUCGCGUCGCUCGCGGCCGUGCCGUCGCGGCGCUGGCGCGAGUGCCGCGUCGUCAAGGACGGGACGAUCCUGGACGGGGACGCGGAGGUCGGCGCGUGCUGCGACGCGGAGAGCGUGCUGUUCCUCGCGCCGCCGAAGCCCGAGGCCGAACCCGCGAGGCCGCGGCCGACGCGGGAGAACGCGCCGCACGUCGCGCGCCCGCCGCAGCCCGCCGAGGACCACGGCCCGCCCAUGUGCCGCAUCUGCUUCUCCGAGGAGGCGAGCCGCGACGACCCGCUCAUCUCGCCGUGCCUCUGCUCCGGGUCCAUGCGGCACGUCCACGUGUCCUGCUUGAACGCGUGGCGCGCGGCGGCGCCGGACGCGCGGGCCCAGUUCCGCUGCGACCAGUGCAAGUACGCCUACCGCAUCCAGCGCACGCGCGUCGCGGCCUUUUUGCAGAGCGAAAGGGGGGCCGUUUCCCUGGCCGCGGCGGGCCUCCUGACGCUCGCGUUCCUGCUGGGGGGCGCGGGCCUCGCCGGCACGUCGCCCGCGCAGCGCUGGCGCUUGUAUCGCUGGCUGCGGGUCGACAUCCACCCCUACCGGCCCGCGCGCUUCGGGGCGUUGCGCGAGGUGCUCACGCUCGGCGCCGCCGCGAUCGGGCUCCUCGUCUUCCUCCUCUACGCGGCGACGGAGCUCUACGUGGCCUACGCGCUCCACCGCGCGGGCGUCGACUGGCAGCGCGCGGCGCACCCGGCGCUGCUGCUGGGGCUCUGGGUCGCCGCGGAGACGCACGACGCGAAGCGCGGGCGCGCGCUCGCGGUCGUCGGCUUCGUCAUCGCCGCGCGGUCCGUCCACGUGUCCGCCUUCGCGACGAUGCGGCGCCUGAGCCAGCGCCUCGGGGACCGCGUCCUCGACGUCCAGGCGGCGCGGUGCCCCGCGAGCCCGUCCAGCCUCGCGCGGCGGCCGGCCGCCGCGGCCAAGGCGUCCGGGAGCAAGCGCAAGGCCGACGACGACGCGUCGAGCGGCGGCGGCACGACGCGGUCCGGCCGCGCCAAGGGCGUCGUGAGCCGCUACGACCCGACGGCCGUCGCGCGCGCGCCGCAGUGGGGCCGCGCGCCGUCUCCCAAAGACGGCAAGACGCGCCGCGCGUCCAUGGGCUGCACGUCCGGCGCGGACCGGCGCUUCGAGCCGCUGGACCGCGCCGCGCUGCCGCCCUGCGCGCCGGAGAACUACGCGCCGGAGCCGGACCUGCUCUACGCGGCCGCGUGGGCGCCGAGCGCCGACGCGGCGGACGACCUCGCGAGGCUCCGGGCGCUCGUGCCGGCCCUGCCUCUACCGCCGAGCCCGCCGGCGUCGCCCGGCGGCGUGCUGGCGGCGCUGCGCGCCGCGGCGCCGCCGCCGCUGUCGCCCGCGGGGCGGCCGCGCGCGCCGUCGGCGCCGAGCCCGCCGCGCGGGUCGUGCGACGUCGGCACGGGCGCGGCGCCGCCGUCGCCGCCGCCCCGGUCGCCGCCGCCGCGGUUGGCCCUGGGGUCGCCGGCCUGCCCCGCGAGCCCCGGCGCCUGGAGCCUGCUGCCGCCGCCGGAGUCGGGCGACGCGCCGCGCGUCGUCGUCGAUUGCUCGCCGCCGGACGCUUUGGCUCUGGAGGCGCUCUUCGCGGCGAAGAUGGACGUGAGCCGCGCGCGGAGCGCCCUGGAGCGGCGCGCCGUCGGCGUGCAGAGCGGCGCGCGGCCGGGCCGCGGCGAGUGCGAGGCGCUUUUAGAAGCUCACGGCGGCGACGUCAAUCACGUCGCGAAGCAGCGCUGCGGCGACGACGCGCCGCUGCGGCGGUCCGUGACGGGCGACCUGCUCGCGGCGCUCUACGCGCGGCGCACCUACUACGGCGACGACGACUCGUCCGUCGGCGCCUUCGAGGCCGAGCACGGCGUCGACGACGACGCCUCGGACUCGGAAUCGAGCGAGGAGGACGACGACGACGGCGCGCGGGUCGUCGUCUGCGACGACUGGGCCGGCGAGCGCGCCGUGCGCGAGAGCGUGUUGUUACCGCUCGCGGACCGCGCGGCGCGGCGCUUCUACGACCGCGCGCGCGCGUCCUGGGGCGGCGCGUCCUGGGACCUCAGGCGGGGCAAGACGGGCGCGGAGACGCUCGCGCCCCAGAUCUGCGAGCCGGGCAACCCGAACGCGCGCUACACCGUGCUCUGCGUCGAGAUCUACGUCGACAGCGACGACAACACGCCCGUCAUGGCCUUCCGGUGGUUCUACAAGAAGUCGGACCUCGACAAGAAGCUCGGCGCCGACGUCGACGCCAAGGACGAGCUCGUCCUCGCGCGGUCCAUCCACUCGACGCCCCUCGAGUACGUCCGGGGGGCCGUCGUCGUCCACGACAGCGACGGCCCCGCCAAGGCCGCGGGGCCCAAGGGCAAGCGCGCGCCCGUCUUCUUCUGCACCCGCGACUACGACGAGCGCAAGAAGAAGCUCUACAAGCGCCAGCUGUAG
Molecule: messenger RNA, 2874 nt
Organism: Aureococcus anophagefferens
Lineage: Eukaryota; Pelagophyceae; Pelagomonadales; Pelagomonadaceae
Exons: 2
Coding region: 1-2874 (957 amino acids)
Molecular function (GO): zinc ion binding; chromatin binding
Source: RefSeq, a predicted model, not a curated record